CGCCGCUGCCGCCUCCGCCGCCCGCUCCCUUGCCUCCGCCCUGCUCCUCCCUCACCUGCCGCUGCUGGAGCCCCACCUGCGGCCGCAGCAGCUGGUCACCCUGCUGGCGGCCCUCAUGCCGGCGGGGGCGGCGGCGCUGCAUGCGGCAGCACACGCCUACCCAACACCCUCGCCACCGCCACCGGCACCGUCGUCCGCGCGGGGGCUGCUGUUCUCCCGCGGAGGAGCGGCAAGCGCCCCGGGUUCCGGGUCGAGUGCUGCGGUAGCCGGCGGGAGAGGAGCAGCAGCGGCGGCGGCAGCAGGGGAGCAGCGGGCGGGGGCAGGAGGGGCCAGCGGUGGCGGUGUGGGCGACCAGCUGGCGGCCCUGGCUGCUGCGCUGCGGCGGCGAACGGACCCGCGCACCGCCCGCGACAUGCGGCAGCUCUUCCUGGCAUGGCAUGCGCUGGCGGCAGCGCGAGUGGCGGGGGCGGGGGGCAGCGACGACCCACGGGUCGUGGGGGCGCUGGCGGCGCCGGUGAUGGCGAGUGCGGUACGGCACGCGGGGCACCUCGGCUCGCCGAACGAGGUGGUUCGGUUCGUUGUCAGUUGCGCCAUGCUGUCAGUGUACGACAGGGCGGCUCUGGACGCCAUGACGGCGCCGCUGCUGGCCUCGUCCGCGGGAGCGGUGGGCGGCAACGGAGGUGGUGGCGGGGCCGGCAGCCGGCCGCAGCAGCAGCAGAAGGGCGGCGGGCAGAGGAGUGUGGGCAGGUUCGCACCGGUCAACGGCGGCGGUUACGGCGGCGGAGCAGGCGGUGGGUGGUCCUCGCUGUCUCCCACCUCCCUUGCCCAACUGGCGUGGGCGGUGGGGCAGCUGGGGUACGACAACCAGGAGCUGCUGGCGGCGAUACAGGCCCGCGCUCUGGCCCUCAGCGCCCCGCCCGCAUUCGGACCCGCGCACAUGCAGCUCAUAGGGGGGCCGGGGGGCAGCGGCGCCUCCUCCCCUGCUGCCGCCGCCGCCUCCUCAGGCCGGGGUGCUGCUGCCACUGCCGCUGCUGGCGGGUGCGAGGUCGGCGCCCCCCCGCUGCCCGGUGCCCCGCUGCUGGGUCCGCUGGAGCUGUCCGACGUGAUGUGGGGCCUGGCGGUGAACGGGCUGCGCACCAACCGGGGGGCGGAGCUGCGGGAGCUGUACAUGCGGGCCGCCUCCCAGGGUGUGGUGCACAUCGACGACCCUCGCUGGCUGCGGCUGGUGCGCGUGCACCUGCUGCUGCUGCUAGGCUGGGCGGGCGGGCUGGGCGAGCAGGCGGCGGGGCAGCUGCGGAGCGGCUGGUUCCAUGCGCUGGGGUAUGCGUGGGAGCACCAGGCCGUAUCCCGUUGCGAGCACCUAGCCGGCCCCACCGGCCUACCGCCCGACCCCGACCCGGCCGCCCUCGCAUUCCGCAGCAGCCUCCUCGCCACUGCCCGCGAGCUGCUUCGAGGCGGGGGCGGUGGCGGGCUGUGGGGGGGCAGCAGCAGCCCUGACAGCGGUGGUGUUGCUGACAGCGGUGAUGGCGUUGUGGGUCGGUGGCGGCUGCAGCCGGGCUACGUGUGGGGCAUGCUGCAGCCCUCCGCCGACAUCCGCCUCACCCUGCCGCUGCUGGCACGACAAGUGGGCGGAGG
This is a messenger RNA of Astrephomene gubernaculifera, 1635 nucleotides long. The record is from the annotation of a GenBank genome assembly. NCBI's taxonomy places the organism in Eukaryota, Viridiplantae, Chlorophyta, Chlorophyceae, Chlamydomonadales, Astrephomenaceae.